Molecule: messenger RNA, 1011 nt
Organism: Helianthus annuus (common sunflower)
Lineage: Eukaryota; Viridiplantae; Streptophyta; Magnoliopsida; Asterales; Asteraceae
Product: zinc finger MYM-type protein 1-like
Exons: 1
Coding region: 1-1011 (336 amino acids)
Source: RefSeq, a predicted model, not a curated record
AUGGGAAAGCCAAAGACAAUAGAUUCUUUUUUCAAAAGAAAGAGUAAUGCAAAUGAAGAGGAAUCGAGUAAGCGUCAGAAAGAGACAGGUCCUGAUACAGGUCCUGAUACAGGUCCUGAGACAGGUCCUAGCCAAGUAGAGGAAGCGAGUAAUCAACAAGAACUGGUUUUUUCUGAAUCUCCACUACCACAAACUAGCAACGAUGUGGAACCUAGCAAACUAGAAAGAGAUCCGGCCAAACGGAAACAACUUUUGGAUUAUCCUGUCAAUUUGAGGGAACAAGUAAGACUAGCUUAUCUCAAUUUAGGAGCUUACCAAAUACGUCUUACAAAUUAUCCAAGUAAAGGUUCGGCGAAGCAUAAGCGUAAGUUUCAAUUCGCUUGGUUUGGUGUUUUCCCUGGUUGGUUAGAAUAUUCUCCAACAGAACAUAAGUGUUACUGUUUCUAUUGUUUUUUAUUUAACGAUAAGUCAAGUUUGAACAACGGGCAAGAUGCAUUUACCGUUAAAGGGUUUGAUUGCUGGAAUAGAGUUAAUGGGAAACAUUGUGCAUUUCGUCAACAUGUUGCUAGUAACCAUCAUAAAAAUGUUGUGGCAUUUACAGAGAACUUGUUGAACCAAAAACAACACAUUGAAGAAAAGAUCUUGAAGUUUAAUGAUGAUGAAAUAAUGAAUAACCGUUUAAGGUUGAAAGCUUCAAUUGAUGUGGUUCGUUGGUUGACAUACCAAGCUUGUGCAUUGAGAGGACAUAAUGAAAGUUCAAGUUCUAAAAAUCAAGGUAAUUUUCUUGAACUAUUGCAACUUUUGGCCACUUAUAAUGAUGAUCUUGCAAAGGUUAUAUUAGAGAAUGCCCCAUAUAAUGCAAAGUAUGUGUCCGGAGAUAUUCAGAAACAAAUUCUUAGUAUACUUGCAAAUAAAAUUCGAAGGUAUAUUCGUAGCGAAGUGGGGGAUGGAUACUUUUGUGUCAUGGUUGAUGAGUCUCGGGACGAGUCAAAAAGGAGCAAAUGGCUAUAG